GUACUUUUCUGUCAAGUAGAUUUAUGAUAAUAUGGCAUCAGCUAUGGAAUUUCAUUAAUACGUUGAGCCCUAAGGACUGUAUAACAAUAAGACUACGGCUUACUAAGCUGCAAAGAUGGCCUUGGCUUCUUCUGUAAAAGUGGUUCUGGGAUCACUUGCUUUCGCAAUCUUCUGGGUAAUGGCGGUCUUCCCAGCCGUUCCUUUUCUACCAAUUGGGAGGAUUGCUGGGUCCCUCCUUGGUGCUAUGCUAAUGGUAUUAUUCCGAGUCCUAACUCCAGAUCAAGCAUAUGAUGCAAUUGAUCUACGAACCCUUGGUCUUCUCUUUGGGACAAUGGUUGUCAGUGUCUAUCUAGAAAAAGCAGACAUGUUCAAGUACUUGGAAAAUCUUCUCUCAUGGAAGAGUAAAGGAGCAAAGGACUUACUUUGUCGAAUCUGCCUGAUUUCAGCCAUUUCAAGUGCCCUUUUUACUAAUGAUACCGCUUGUGUGGUAUUAACUGAAUUUGUCUUAAAAAUUGCAAGGCAACAUCAUCUCCCACCUCAACCUUUCCUUCUUGCCCUGGCCUCUAGUGCAAAUAUUGGGUCUUCAGCGACUCCAAUUGGCAACCCCCAAAAUUUGGUUAUAGCUGUUCGGAGUAAGAUAUCUUUUGGGAGUUUUCUAAGUGGAAUUCUCCCUGCAAUGCUAGUGGGAGUGGUUGUCAAUGCUCUAAUUCUUCUAUCCAUGUAUUGGAGGCUGUUAUCAAUUCAGAAAGAUGAAACAGAUGCAGCUGUAGAUGUUGUUGAAGAGGAGGAUGUGGAUUCUCAUCGCCUUUCACCAGCCAUGAUGGGGUACUCUAGAUUGGAAACUAUAAAUGUGCAAGGCUCUCCCAACGUGCAUGAGAACAUGGGUCAUGUUGAGACCAUUAGAAACCAGUUAAGGUCAAAUGAGAAUAAAAUCCACAGGGUCCCUUGUGGUACGUUGGAUUCUGCAAGGAAUUCUAGUGCAUCGAAAGAGCUGGAAGAUGUUGUAUCUUCUCCCAAAAGGGAGGAGAUCAUUCCUUCAAAGACUGUUGUUAGAUCAAUGGACAGACUAAAAGACGCACUUUCUAUAGAGUCUUCAGAAGGAAAGGAAGAUUUGACCAUUAGAUGGCAAAGGAUGUUGUGGAAGCCGUGUGUUUACCUUAUUACUAUAGGAAUGUUGAUUGCUUUGCUCAUGGGGCUGAAUAUGUCAUGGACUACAAUUACUGCUGCACUUGCUCUUGUGGUUCUUGAUUUCAAGGAUGCUAUGCCUUGCCUUGAAAAGGUCAAAUAUUCGCUUUUGAUUUUCUUUUGCGGAAUGUUUAUCACAGUAGAUGGCUUUAACAAAACUGGAAUCCCAAGUACUCUAUGGGACCUCAUGGCGCCUUAUGCACAGAUUGAUCAUGCUAGCGGGAUAGCAGUUCUUGCCAUUGUCGUUCUUGUCCUGUCAAAUUUGGCUUCAAGCGUACCAACUGUUUUGUUGCUGGGAGGACGAGUGGCAGCAUCGGCAGCUGCAAUUUCUGCAACUGAUGAGAAGAAGGCAUGGCUCAUCUUAGCUUGGGUUAGCACGGUAGCUGGGAACCUCUCAUUACUGGGAUCAGCUGCCAACUUAAUAGUGUGUGAAGAGGCUCGCAAAGCUCCACGUCUUGGGUACACUUUAUCUUUUUGGAGCCAUCUCAAAUUUGGACUCCCCUCGACCCUUAUAGUCACUGCUAUUGGUUUGAUACUCAUGAUAUGA
Molecule: messenger RNA, 1732 nt
Organism: Corylus avellana
Lineage: Eukaryota; Viridiplantae; Streptophyta; Magnoliopsida; Fagales; Betulaceae
Source: RefSeq, a predicted model, not a curated record